This is a messenger RNA of Torulaspora delbrueckii, 1071 nucleotides long. RefSeq names its product Mtm1p (gene MTM1). The coding region runs from base 1 to 1071 and encodes 356 amino acids. The record is from RefSeq and is a predicted model, not a curated record. The transcript has a single exon. Gene Ontology annotation, biological process: mitochondrial transmembrane transport. NCBI's taxonomy places the organism in Eukaryota, Fungi, Ascomycota, Saccharomycetes, Saccharomycetales, Saccharomycetaceae.
AUGGGAAGUGGUUCGUCUGAAAACUUGACUAUCCGGGAGCGAAUGAUCAGUGCUGGAGUGGGAUCGUUAUUCACUUCGCUCAUUUUAACUCCGAUGGAUGUGGUAAGGAUUCGUUUACAACAACAGGAAAUGCUUCCAGAUUGUUCCUGUAAUGUAGAGCUGCCGAAGGGGAAAGUUAGUGUAGCUGCGAUUCCCAAGAGCGAAACUGUAUUUUGGCAGGAUCCAUGUUUCAAAGAGCUUAAUUGCAAGAGCUCAUCGGUGAGAUUUAAUGGUACAUUGGAAGCCUUCAGUAAAAUUGCACAAAAUGAGGGCAUUUUAACACUAUGGAGGGGGAGUCUCUGUAACACUGUUGAUGGCAAUACCGGCAAAUGUUGUAUAUUUCACGGGUACGAGUACUUGCGAGAUGUCUCACCGAUUGGCAAGUACUAUCCAGCAUUCAAUCCAUUAGUCUGUGGUGCAUUUGCAAGAGUUUUUGCAGCUACUACGGUGGCUCCUUUGGAGCUCUUAAAGACAAGGUUGCAAAGUAUACCGAGAUCCUCAAAAUCUACAUCUACAUGGGUCAUAAUGAAAGAUUUGCUACAGGAAACCAGGAAUGAAAUGGCCACUGGUGGUUAUAGAGUACUUUUCAGAGGUUUGGAGAUUACACUCUGGCGAGAUGUCCCAUUUAGUGCAAUUUACUGGGGUUCCUACGAAUUUUGUAAGAAACAUCUCUAUUUUCAAUUCAGAUCGUCAUCGUUAUCGUCAAAUCAGCAGUCCAAUUGGAAUCAUUUUUUCAACAGCUUCAUCGGUGGAAGUAUAAGUGGUGCGAUUGCUGCAAUUUGUACACAUCCAUUUGAUGUGGGAAAGACAAGAUGGCAGAUCUCAUAUGUUGGAAAGACGCCGCAAUCGACGCUUACCAAACAACCCACUAGGAGGGACAGGAACAUGUUCAGAUUUCUUGACACAAUAAGGCGACAGGAGGGACUGGGUUCGCUGUAUACGGGGCUCUUCGUAAGGGUAGCCAAGAUUGCCCCAAGUUGUGCUAUAAUGAUAUCGAGUUAUGAAAUCUCCAAGAGACUUUUCAGUUCGUAG